AUGACAACCCACGCACUCCUACAAGCAUUCAAGGCCUCCAAGCCCGCAUUCGGCGCAUGGAUCACCUUGCCUGGCGUGCUGAACGCACGUGCUGUCGCACAGGCCAGCCCACACCUCUCAUGGGUGAUGAUCGAUUGCGAGCACGGUCUUACAUCGCUCCAGCCUGGUGCGGCAGAGUCUAUCCAGGCCAUCACCGGUCUUGGACCCAGCGCGCCGAGUGCACUCGUGAGGAUUCCAGCCACGGGAUUGAGCGACAGUACAUCAUGGCAAAUUAAAUACGCGCUUGACGCAGGCGCACGGGGUGUGCUUGUUCCUAUGGUCUCCAAUGCCGAGAAGGCGAGAGAGAUCGUGGCCGAUAGUCGCUUCCCUCCUGGAGGUCGGCGCGGCUUUGGUAGUCCAUUCACCCAUGGCGUAUGGAGCAUCAAUGCCGCCGAGUACAUCAAAUCCGCAAAUGACAAUGUAGUGAUUAUGAUACAAAUCGAAACGAAGGAAGGGGUGCAAAAUGUUGACGCCAUCGCCGCUGUAGACGGCAUCGAUUGCUUAUUCAUUGGUCCUUACGAUCUUUCACUGUGCUUGGGAUACCCUCCUCCCUCUCCCGACCCGCACCCUGAUGUGGAAAUUGUCAUUCAAAAUAUCCUCAAAGCUGCACAUAAGGAAGGAAAGAAGUGCGCAAUUUACUGCACCUCAGGAAAGCAGUCCCUCAAACGUGCUGAGGAAGGCUUCGACAUAAUCAAUGUCACUUCGGACAUUGGCGCAAUGACCGAGUCAGUGGCAGCAAACCUUACCGCCGCAGUAGGCGGAGAAUCUGGAGCUGCAGCAUUCCGAUACUAA
Suillus paluster is the source of this 831-nucleotide messenger RNA. RefSeq names its product Pyruvate/Phosphoenolpyruvate kinase-like domain-containing protein. The record is from RefSeq and is a predicted model, not a curated record. Gene Ontology annotation, cellular component: cytoplasm. Gene Ontology annotation, molecular function: aldehyde-lyase activity. Lineage: Eukaryota; Fungi; Basidiomycota; Agaricomycetes; Boletales; Suillaceae. The transcript has 5 exons. Bases 1 to 831 code for a protein of 276 amino acids.